Alligator mississippiensis (American alligator) is the source of this 12744-nucleotide messenger RNA. RefSeq names its product vacuolar protein sorting 13 homolog C (gene VPS13C). The transcript is spliced from 83 exons. The coding region runs from base 46 to 11199 and encodes 3717 amino acids. Gene Ontology annotation, cellular component: extrinsic component of membrane. The record is from RefSeq and is a predicted model, not a curated record. Lineage: Eukaryota; Metazoa; Chordata; Crocodylia; Alligatoridae. Gene Ontology annotation, biological process: protein targeting to vacuole; mitochondrion organization; protein retention in Golgi apparatus.
UCCGCGCGCGCCUCGGGAGCGGGGUUUGGAGUCGCUGCCGCCAUCAUGGUGCUGGAGUCGGUGGUGGCGGAGCUGCUCAACCGCUUCCUGGGUGCCUACGUCGAAAAUCUCAACAAGUCCCAGCUCAAGCUCGGCAUCUGGGGCGGCAAUGUGGCGCUGGAUAACCUGCAGAUAAAGGAGAACGCCCUUAGUGAAUUGGAUGUGCCCUUUAGAGUAAAAGUUGGCCAAAUAGAUAAGCUUACUCUGAAAAUUCCUUGGAAGAAUUUGUAUGGUGAGGCAGUAGUUGCAUCUCUAGAAGGCUUGUAUCUACUCAUUGUUCCAGGAGCAAGCAUAAAAUAUGAUGCAGAGAAAGAAGAAAAAUAUUUACAGGACAAUAAACAAAAGGAACUUGCAAGAAUUGAAGAAGCCUUGCAAAAAGCAUCAGCGAAAGAUAAACCAAAGGAGGAGAAAAAAGAUACUUUCUUGGAAAAGCUGGCAACUCAGGUUAUAAAAAAUGUGCAAGUCAAAAUCACAGGAAUUCAUAUAAAAUAUGAAGAUGAUAUCACAGAUCCGCUUCGGCCACUGUCCUUGGGCGUGACACUGGGAGAACUAAGUUUACUGACAGCCAAUGAAAACUGGACUCCUUGCAUUUUAAACGAAGCUGCAAAAAUCAUCUACAAGCUUUUGCGUCUUGAUAGCCUCAGUGCUUACUGGAAUGUGGGCAGUCAGAUGUAUUAUCAUGGAUCCCGCGAACAAAUACUGGAUCAGCUAAAAAGAGGAAUUCCUUGUAGCAGCAAUCGGCUUCAAAACUAUCAGUAUAUUUUUAGGCCAGUGUCGGCCUCUGCCAAGCUGUACAUCAACCCACAUGCUGAAACGGAAUUAAGAACUCCAAAACUUGACUGGAACAUGGAAGUACAGAGAAUUGCCAUUGAGUUCACUAAGCCGCAGUAUCUCAGUAUGGUUGACCUUCUGGAGUCCAUAGAUUAUAUGAUUCGCAAUGUACCAUACAGAAAAUUCAGACCGGCUGUACCUCUACAUAAAAAUGCCAAACAGUGGUGGAAAUAUGCAGGUAAUAGCAUUCUUGAAGUUCAUAUCAAAAGAUACACUCGUAUGUGGUCAUGGAGUAACAUAAGACAUCAUAGGCAGCUUCUGAAGAGUUACAAAAACGUGUUCAAAAACAAAUUAACGCAGAGCAAACUGUUAGAAGAAACGCAAAGGCAAAUUCAGGAUCUAGAAAAAUCCCUUGAUGUUUUCAACAUAGUUUUAGCAAGACAACAAGCACAUGCUGAGGUGCUAAGAUCAGGACAAAAACUGCUGAAGAAGAAAUCCACUGAUGUAGAGAAGAAAGGUGGAGGAUGGUUUAGUGGGCUGUGGGGUAAGAAGGAAUCUAGAAAAAAGGAAGAUGAAGAAUCAUCAGUUCCUGAAACUAUUGAUGAACUAAUGACACCAGAGGAAAAGGCUAAACUCUUUACUGCUAUUGGGUAUAGUGACAGCUCUCAUGACCUUACUUUACCAAAGAAGUAUGUUGCUCAUGUAGUGACACUGAAGCUGGUAAGCACUUCUCUUACAAUUAAAGAAGACAAGGAUAUACCAGAGACUCUUAAAAUACAGAUAAUUGAUCUAAGCACUACAAUAUCACAGAGACCUGGAGCACACGCACUAAAAGUGGAAGCAAAACUUGAAAACUGGUAUGUGACAGGUCUGAGACAGCAAAACAUUGUGCCCUCUCUUGUGGCUUCCAUAGGGGAUAGUAAAUCAUCUUUGCUCACAAUAGCAUUCGAGACCAAUCCAGAGGAUAGUACUGCUGACCAGAGUCUUGUAGUGAAAUCGCAGCCUGUGGAAAUUAAAUAUGAUGCAAAAACAAUAAAUGCAAUGGUGGAAUUCUUUCAGACAAGUAAAGGAAUAGAUCUUGAACAACUGACAUCAGCCACAUUGACUAAACUGGAAGAAAUUAAAGAAAGAACUGCUACAGGGCUAGCACAUAUUAUUGAGACACGAAAAGUACUUGACUUGAGGAUUAACUUAAAACCUUCUUACCUUGUGGUGCCACAGACUGGUUUCUAUCAGGAAAAGUCAGACUUGCUUAUUUUGGACUUUGGUACAUUUCAGCUGACUAGUAUAAAUCAAGGUAGUAAUCAAGCUUCCAGUUUUUCAUCUUUAGAAGAGAUUAUGGACAAAGCUUACGACAAGUUUGAUGUAGAAAUCAAAAACGUGCAACUUCUCUUAAGCAGAGCAGGUGAAGACUGGAAGAAGGCUAGAUUUCAGCAUCCAUCUACUUUGCACAUAUUGCAACCUAUGGACAUGCAUGUGCAGUUGGCAAAAGCAAUGGUGGAGAAAGACAUCAGAAUGGCCAAAUUCAAAGUGUCAGGAGGACUUCCUUUGGUUCAUGUGAGACUCUCUGAUCAAAAGAUCAAGAUGGUUAUUGAUCUCGUUGAUAGCAUUCCAUUGCCUCAGAAGUCAGCCUUGUCACUUCCAAGCACUAAGGCUCGUGCUAUCCCCAUUAUUCUAGAUGGAAGAAAAGGUUUGCUUGAGUCAUCACUAUUGUUAGAUGCAGCAGAGUCAGACUCUGAAGAAGAAUAUUUUGAUGUUGAAGAUGGCUCCAAACCAAUUGAAAGUGCUUUAAUUAAAGGAGAUGGAAAAAAAGAUGAGCCUGAGGCUGUUAAAGAAGAGCUGACAGAUCUUCAACUAAAGUUUGAAAUUAAAGAGGUAAUUUUAGAACUUACCAGACAGCAGAAAAUAGAAGAAACUGUACUUCUAUUUAACAUAAUGCAUCUUGGAACAGAAACCACAGUCAGAACAUACAGCUUAACAGCUGUUUCUUAUUUGAAGAAAAUCAGCUUGGAUUGCUACGAAAAUGGAGGUAAAAAACAGCCUCUUCAUCUGAUUAGCUCUUCAGAUCAACCUGGCCUAGACCUUCUAAAAGUGGAGUACAUCAAGGCUGAUAUAACUGGUCCAGAUUUUCAGACAACUUUUGAUAACACUGAACAAACAAUUUGGGUGGUCUUUUCGUCAUUAAACCUUCUGCUCCAUACACAAGCGCUUCUCUCUGCUCUCAACUUUCUAACAGAUGUUGCUUCAAGCAGGCAGCAUUCUAGUGAUGAAGGACUGUCACAGACGCAAGGGCAAAAGCAACGCGAAUAUGUUAGCUUGAAGAAAGCGACCCAAACCUCCAAGGAUAAGGACAUUUUUCACUUCAAGCUUUUUGCCAAGCUGGGUGCCUUUUGCGUAAACGUUUGUGAUGAGAAUAAAAACAUUGCUGAAAUAAAAAUACAAGGUCUUGACUCGUCUCUCUUCCUUCAGCCAAGUAAUACUGUCUUUUUUGCCCGGCUUAAAGACAUAAUUGUCACAGAUGUUGAUUCAAGAACUAUUCAUAAAAAGGCUGUCUCUAUUGUAGGAGAUGAAGUUUUCAGUUUCAACUUGUCAUUAUAUCCAUAUGCUACUAAGAAAGAAGCCUAUGUUGAUAUGUCCAAAGUAGAUGGUAUUAUCUCUCUGAAAGUAGGCUGCAUCCAGAUAGUUUAUCUUCAUAAAUUUCUCACAUCGCUUCUGAACUUCCUGAGCAAUUUCCAAACAGCAAAGGAGGCACUGAGUGCUGCUACAGUCCACGCUGCAGAAAAGGCUGCAACCAGUGUGAAAGGCCUGGCUCAGAGGAGUUUCCGCCUUUCAGUGGACAUUGAUUUAAAAGCUCCAGUUAUAGUCAUACCUCAGUCUUCAGUGUCCCAUAAUGCUAUAGUAGUAGACCUUGGUUUGAUCAGAGUACAAAACAAGUUUAACUUGGUAUCUGUGGAAGAUGCUUUACUCCCUCCAGUUGUUGAUGAAAUGUAUGUGCAGUUCACAAAGCUCAAGGUGUCUCGGACAAGUGUACAGCCAGGUUUUCCACAUUCUGACAUUCAGAUACUUCAUCCUAUCAACCUGAAUCUGAUUGUGAAUCGAAACUUAGCUGCAGCUUGGUAUCAUACAAUUCCCAUGUUGGAAAUCAAAGGGUGUCUUGAUAUCUUGAAUGUUAUUCUAAGUCAGGAAGAUUUGAACGUUUUGCUGAAGGUACUGACAGAAAACCUUGGUGAAGCAGAUGAUAAGUUAAAUGAAACAAAAACAGAAGUGCAAAAGGAAGGAAAAACUAGAAGAACUGAGACCACAGUGUCAACACAGAGCACUCCAGAAGAAACUUUGCCUGGUACAGCAGAAGUAGCAUUACAUGAAGAUGUUACCAAUGUAUUGCUUAAUUUUGAAAUAAAAAAGGUUGUAGUAAACUUGAUGAAACAGGGGCAGAAGGGGCCUCCUUUACAUACCUUGACUGUACUACAGCUUGGAACUGAAACAAGAAUUAGAAACCAUGAUUUGACUGCAACAGCAUAUCUGAGGAAAAUCAUUAUGAAGUGCCUUGAAUUUACUGACUCAAGGGGAGAGCCUCUUUAUAUUAUAAAUUCUGCAAAUGAAACUGCUGAACAUCUUCUGAAAAUGGAAUACAUAAAGGCUGAUGCAGAUGGACCAGACUUUAACACAACUUACAAAAAUACCAAGCAAGCAAUAAAUGUGUCCUUCUCGUGUCUGGAUCUGUUACUCCACACAGAAGCCUUGCUUUCUAUUUUAAACUUUUUCACAUACAGUGUUCCAUCAAGUGGCCUUCCCAGCAUUGAUAAAACAUCUGUUCAAAGACCUCAAAUAGGUGAUCAAAAAACCAAUAUUCUCAAAGCAGUAUCUAGUAGUUCAGCCCAUGAUGAUGCAUAUGACUUGAAACUCACUGCAAAGUUGAAUGCAUUCAAUGUUUUUGUCUGUGAUCAGAACUGUAACAUUGCAGAUAUUAGAAUAAAAGGAAUGGAUGCAUCAGUUUCUGUAAAAACUAAAAAAAUAAAGUUUUUUUCCAGACUUGAGGACAUCGUCAUUACAAAUGUUGAUCCAAGUACCAUUCAUAAAAAGGUUGUCUCCAUAAUGGGAGAUGAGGUGUUUAGGCUCCAAAUGUUACUUUAUCCUGAUGCUACUGCAGGAGAAGCAUAUACUAAUAUGUCUAAGGUAGAUGGCAAAGUAUCUCUGAAAGUCGGCUGCAUUCAGAUAGUAUAUCUCCACAAAUUCUUCAUGUCACUUUUGAAUUUCCUGAACAAUUUCCAAGCAGCAAAGGAAGCCCUAAGUACUGCCACUGUCCAGGCUGCUGAAAAAGCUGCCUCUAGCGUGAAAGAUUUUGCCAAAAAGAGUUUCCGUCUUUCAAUGGACAUCAACCUGAAAGCUCCAGUUAUAGUAGUCCCUGAGUCCUCAAUAUCCCAUAAUGCUUUGCUAGCUGAUCUUGGCUUAAUCAGAAUUCAGAAUGAAUUUAAAUUGGUCUCCAUGGAUAAAUCUUCUCUUCCUCCAGUCAUUGACAACAUGGAUGUGCAGCUAACUCAUCUGAAACUAUCAAGGAGUUUUACUUUGACUGGCUCUCAACCAGACAUUGAAAUUUUGCAGCCAGUUAAUCUGGUUUUAUCAGUCCAGAGAAAUUUAGCAGCAACUUGGUAUCAUCAAAUUCCAGCAAUUGGAAUCAAAGGAGACCUAAAACCUAUGGAGAUUGCACUCAGUGACGAUGACUUAACUGUCGUCAUGAAAAUUUUGCUAGAGAACCUUGGAGAAGCUGCUUCUCAGUCAGGUGCUACACAACAGACGCAACAAGAGGCUCAGAAAACUAAAAGGGAAGAAGUUCAGUGUGCUUCUGGCUUUCAUGAAGGUCCAUUUCCCAUUCCAGGACAAAAAAAUGUUUCUACAUCAGAAUCUGCUGUAGAAUGUUAUCCAGCUCUUAAGUUUGACUUCAACUUUGAGUCGCUUUCAAUAAUACUCUACAACAGUGACACAAGUCAGAAGUUUCCAUUUUCUGCGCAUACUGAAAACUUAUGCCUUGGUGAACUUAGACUGCAACUUAUGGCUUCAUCAGGGAAGAUUUUUUCAGAUGGGUCAAUGGACAUUGAUCUUAAACUCAAGACAUGUACCCUAGAUGAUUGCAGAAAAGGAAUUCAGAAUGUAACUGCAAGAAUGAUUGGCAAGAAAGAUGAGAAAACUGAUAGCUUUAUGCUAGACGUGAACUACAAGCAAAAUAAAAACGCGACUGAAGUAGUUGCUAUUCUUGACAAGAUAUACAUGUGUGCCAGUAUGGAAUUUCUGAUGAUAGUUGCAGAUUUCUUCAUUAAAUCAGUGCCAGCGUCUUCACUGGAAAGAUCUACCCAGGUUCAGUUAAAGCACGUUGGUUCUGGAAAGACCAAGCCAGAAAGAGAGGCUUCAUUACAGUCAAACAUGAAAGUAAAAGCAGUGAUUAUGGACCCAGAAAUUGUGUUCGUUGCAAAUUUGACCAAGGCUGAUGCUCCUGCGUUAAAAGCUUCAUUUCAGUGUGAUUUUUCUUUGUCAUCUGACAAGCUUGCACAAAGGAUGACUGCUCAAGUGAAAGGUUUCAGAAUGUUGGCCUGUGCUUUCCUCAAAGAAAAUCAAGACAAGUCUGUUACCACAGUGCUACAGCCUUGUUCUUUGAUUAUGGAAAAUAUGGUGCAUGUGUCAGGAGUACAGACCAUGGCAAUAGUCAUAGAAGAACUUAUUAUAAAGAUUUCACCAAUAAUUCUGAAUACUGUGAUGACUAUCAUAACUGCAAUAAAACCAAAGGCAAAGGAAGAGGAUACCAAAGGUGCACCUAAUGAAUUGGGAAAUUUGUGGCAUGUUAAGCCUAUAAAUCAGUGCAAUGCUUGGUUUCUUGGUGUUGAUGUAGCCACAGAAGUGACUGAAUCUUACAGAGACAGUGAACACAGUGUGAAAAAGGAGAAUUUUGACAUUGAGGUGAAAUCUGUUCAGAUGACUUUGGAAUGUGGCUUGGGACAUCGUACUGUUCCUUUAUUGCUCGUUGAAUCUACAUUUUUUGGAGCUGUUAAAAACUGGUCCUCUUUGAUGGGUGCCAUCGCUGAUGUGACACUGGAGGUUCACUAUUAUAAUGAAACUUAUGCAGUGUGGGAGCCUCUUAUUGAACGCAUUGAUGGGGGAAGGAAGCAAUGGAGUUUAAAGCUUGAGAUGAAAACUAACCCUGUCCAAGAGAGAAGCUUAAUGCCUGGUGAUGAUUUUAUUCUUCUUCCUGAGCCACAAACUGCUGUUAACAUCUCUUCAAAGGAUACAAUGAAUAUAACAAUAUCCAAAUGUUGUCUUGCUGUUUUCAAUAAUCUAGCCAAGGCAUUCUCAGAAGGUACUGCAUCCACGUUUGACUAUUCUUCUAAAGACAGGGCACCUUUUACUGUGAAAAAUGCACUAGGUGUCCCUUUGAAAGUGUAUCCUACCUCUAAUCUUCGGGUGGUAGGUCCACCCUUAAAAGAAGAGAUUCCGAGUAUAGAAAUUGGCCAGAAUCUGGAAUUGGAAUACUCUGUCUUUGAACCGCUGCAUCGAGGAAAGUUAUCUGCGUUGCAUCGACAAGAAAGCUGCCUCUUCGCUUUGACCUUAGUACCUCAAGGAUAUCCAGAAGUAGCAAACAUCCCUAUAGCAAAACCAGGCCGACGACUGUACAAUGUACGAAAUCCUGUUGCUGACCACUUGGACUCUGUUCUGAUACAAAUGGAUGCACUAGAAGGGAACAAAGUUAUUACCAUACGAUCUCCCCUUCAGAUCAAGAAUCAUUUCUCUGUACCAUUUAAAAUCUAUAAAUUUGUUAGAAAUGUUAGACUGCUGGAACCCAUAGGCAUAUCUAAGCCAGAGGAGGAAUUCCACGUUCCUUUAGAUUCAUACCGGUGCCAUCUGUUUAUUCAACCAACAGGGAUCUUAGAAGGUCAAUUUAAAGAGUCAACAACUUACAUUGCCUGGAGAGAAGAGCUACAUCGGAGCAAUGAAGUGAGAUGCAUGUUGCAGUGUCCAUCUACUGAAGUAAACUUCUUGCCUCUCAUAGUCAACACAACUGCAAUACCUGACCAACUAAACUUUAUUGCAACGGAUGGGGAGGACUGGGAUCCAGCCUAUAUUAUCCACCUUCAUCCAACACUCACUGUGAAGAAUCUUCUACCAUACUCCCUGCGGUAUUUACUUGAGGGAACAGCAGAAGCUCAUGAGCUGCCAGAAGGGAGUGCUGCUGAUGUUCUUCAUUCAAGAAUCAGUGGAGAAAUAAUGGAGCUAGUUUUGAUAAAAUAUCAGGGUAAAAACUGGAAUGGACAUCUUAAAGUCCAUGAUGGGCUGCCUGAAUUUUUUCCAGUGUGUUUCACUUCAAAUUCUGUAGAUAUGAUGACAGUAGAUGUCUAUGUACACGUCGGGCGAGUUAGUAACCGUAUGAUCCUAUCAGUGUUCAGUCCUUAUUGGAUAAUCAAUAAAACUUCCCGAGUUCUCCAGUAUCGUGCUGAAGAUACACACGUGAAACACCCUGCAGAUUACAGGGAUAUAGUCUUGUUCUCUUUUAAGAAAAAGAACAUUUUUAGUAAAAACAAGAUCCAGUUGUGCAUUUCAACUAGUUCAUGGUCCAGUAGUUUCUCCCUGGAUACCGUAGGAAGUUAUGGAUGUGUAAAGUGCCCAGCCAGUAACAUGGACUACUUGAUUGGAGUUAGCAUCAAAAUGAGUAGUUUCAAUCUCUCCAGGAUAGUCACCUUCACUCCAUUCUAUACCAUAGCAAACAAAUCUUCUCUGGAGCUGGAAGUUGGAGAAAUUGCUUCUGAUGGUUCUUUGCCAACUCACAAAUGGAAUUAUUUCUCGUCUUCGGAGUGUCUUCCAUUUUGGCCAGAAAACUUGUCGAGUAAACUGUGUGUACGGGUGGUUGGCUGUGAAAAUUCAUCCAAACCAUUUUUGUAUAACAACCAGGACAAUGGUACUUUAUUGGCUCUGGAAGAGCUGAACGGAGGCAUCCUUGUAGAUGUGAAUGUUUCUGAAUACUCAACUGUCAUAAGCUUCUCAGAUUACCAUGAGGGAGCUGCACCAGCUCUUAUCAUUAACCACACUCCAUGGGACAAUCUCAUAUAUAGCCAGAGUGGACUACAGGAUGCAAUGCAUUUAAAGCCAAAGGAGGUGUGUCUGUUUGCGUGGGCUGAUCCAACUGGAAUAAGAAAAUUCAUCUGGAACUAUGCACAAACUGUUGGCGAACAUGAUCUGCUUAAGGAUGACUGUGGCCAAUUUUCGUACAAUCCAAACACCCAAAUACAUUGGGUGUCCUUUCUGGAUGGACGGCAAAGAGUAUUGCUUUUUACAGAUGAUGUUGCAUUAGUUUCCAAAGCACGGCAAGCAGAGGAGAUGGAGCAGCCUGAUCAAGAAAUAAACUUAUCGCUUCAUAGUCUUGGACUCUCUCUAGUCAACAAUGAAAAUAAACAAGAAAUUUCUUACAUCGGGAUUACUAGUUCUGGUGUUGUGUGGGAAUUUAAACCAAAGCAGAGAUGGAAACCGUUUAAUCAAAAGCAUAUUAACCUAUUGGAGCAGGGCUAUCAAAAAUAUCUUGCUAAAGGUGCUAUGGAGGAUCCAGGCUGGGUUAAACUAGAAAACUUUGAGGUGAAUUUCAGUAAAAUUCCAAUGGAAAUGCGCUUUCCAAGCAAGUGCAACAUUCGGCGUAACUACUUAUCAGGAAUUCAAAUUGAGUUCAAACAGUCUCCUCACCAAAGAAGUUUACGGGCUCAGUUGAAUUGGCUUCAGGUUGAUAACCAGUUACCAGGUUCAAUGUUUCCUGUUGCUUUUCACCCUGUGGCCCCUCCCAAGUCGAUUGCCUUAGAUUCAGAGCCAAAGCCAUUCAUUGAUAUCAGUAUCAUUACCAGAUUCAAUGAGUACAGUAAAGUACUCCAGUUCAAAUACUUUAUGGUUCUAAUUCAGGAAAUGGCUUUGAAAAUUGAUCAAGGUUUUCUAGGAGCAGUUUUUGAGCUGUUCACACCAUCCACAGACCCGGAAACUGAAAGGCAAAGGACUAAAUUAAUCCAGAAAGAUAUAGAUGCUCUUAACGCUGAAUUAAUGGAAUCUUCUCUAUCUGACAUGUCGGCCCUCAGCUUCUUUGAGCAUUUUCAUAUAUCUCCAAUAAAGCUGCAUUUGAGUCUGUCUCUGGGCUCAGGGGGAGAAACGUCAGACAAGGACAAAGAAAUGAUCACUAUCCAUUCUGUCAACUUGCUGUUGAAAAGUAUUGGGGCUACUCUGACCGAUGUGGAUGAUCUUAUAUUUAAACUUGCUUUCUUUGAAAUUAAAUAUCAGUUUUACAAGAGAGAUCAGCUUAUGUGGAGAGUUGUUAGACAUUACAGUGAACAAUUCUUGAAGCAGAUGUAUGUUCUUGUGCUGGGUUUAGAUGUUUUGGGAAAUCCUUUUGGCUUGAUCAGAGGCUUGUCUGAAGGUGUUGAGGCUUUCUUUUAUGAACCUUUCCAGGGAGCUGUUCAAGGACCAGAAGAAUUUGCUGAAGGUUUUGUGAUAGGUGUAAGAAGUCUCCUUGGUCACACAGUCGGAGGAGCAGCUGGAGUGGUAUCUCGGAUCACUGGUUCUGUUGGAAAAGGGUUAGCUGCUAUUACUAUGGACAAAGAGUACCAGCAGAAGCGGAGAGAGGAGAUGGGUCGUCAACCUAAAGACUUUGGUGACAGUCUUGCUAAAGGAGGAAAAGGCCUGUUACGUGGUGUUGUUGGUGGCGUAACUGGCAUCAUCACUAAACCUGUUGAAGGAGCUAAAAAAGAAGGUGCAGCUGGAUUCUUUAAAGGAAUUGGCAAGGGACUUGUUGGUGUUGUGGCUCGUCCAACAGGUGGCAUCAUAGAUAUGGCAAGCAGUACUUUUCAGGGAAUCCAAAGAGUGGCAGAGUCGACUGAAGAAGUAUCUAAUCUCCGGCCCCCACGUCUCAUUCAUGAAGAUGGCAUCAUCCGUCCAUAUAACAGGGGUGAAGCGGAAGGUUAUGAUCUCUUUGAGAAUUUGCAUAUCAGAAAGUUGGAAAAAGAGACUUAUCGAUACCAUUGUGCACUUCCAGGAGGCAAGAAAGCAAACCUCCUUGUUACCAAUAGGAGGGUGAUGCAUGUAAAAGAAGUGGAGAUCUUGGGUCAUGUAACAACAGAGUGGGAUUACUUAUUUGAAGAUUUUAUGCAGCCUCCUUAUUUUGAAGCAAAUGUUCUAAAAAUCUGUGUUAAGGAUCACAGGUUAUUCCAGAAAAGAGAUAGCCGAAGUCAAGAAUGUGUGAAGGCAAUUCACCUUCAGGAUGAAGCAACAGCAAGGAGGAUAUACCGUGCUAUUUGUGAAGCCCAGGCAACAAGACAGCAGCAAAAGUUGGUGAAGCAAGCAUCAUUGAAACUGACAAAACCACAGGCAUUACCUUAAUAGCAACGAUCAGGGUUUGCAUUUGGUUUAACCUGUGGUAUAUGAUCUUACCCCUAAAGGAGGCUAGAAGAAGCCAUUUGGAUUCACUUUAGGAAAAAAAUAAAAAAUGUUUACUGUCUUCCUGUAAGGUAUAGCUGCUGUGCCACACUUUCAUUUCAGCAAAUGAAUUUGCACUAUAAAUGUUUACAAAUGAGUUUGCAAAAAUAAUAAUUUUAAUUUUUUUUGAAAAAUUAGUACAUAUAUCUAUAAAUGAAAUUUAAUUAGGAUGUUUAAAAAAUAUAUUAUGCUUAAACAUACUGUUGGUGUUUACUUCACAUGUAACAGUCCUGGAAGAAAUUAUAGGGACUCUUUGUAAUCUUGCACUUUUGAGUAAUGUAAAGGAUGUGGGUAGGUGUAUUUUGAAACAACAAAUUAGUAUUUUGUUUAUAGUGAAAGAGCAGGGUUUAAAUCCCUUAAAUUGAAAACUUAUUUGUUGUAUUAUAUCUUUUUGUAGGCAAAAUAGGAAGGAUUUAAUAAAUAGAUUUCACAUUAAUAUUGGCUGUAUUUCUCCUUCCCUACAAAAACAGUUUUUAUGACAAUAUAUUGAAGUUGAUAAAAUGUGUCCAUGCUGUUGUACAUAUUUGACUUGUCUGGUAUGUGCCAUUUAAGAUAAAUAAUCAUCGGAAAGUGGUGGUUUUAUUAAGUGUAUUUUGUCUGUCCCUGUUCUUGUAUUGACUACUACUUGAGGGUCCAGUUCAGCAAAGUGUUUAAGCAUAUGCAUAAUUUGUAAGAGUACUUGUAUUCCUGUUGACUUCAUGGAGAUGAGUCAUGCUUAGCAUUAGACACAUGAUUAUGCAUCUUUCCAGACUAAGGCCUGUAUGACUAAUUGGUAUAUUGAGGGCUGCCACUUCUGGUUUCAGGUAUGAGAAAGUGUCCUACAUAUACUUCCUUCUGUAAACCAUCUUUUUUUUUUUUUUUUUUAAACUUCUUGGGUGAAAAAAAAUCAAUAAAUGGUCUUUAUUUUUCAUUUUUGCACUAGAGAUUAAUAUCUGCCUAAAUGAACUAUGAUAGGAUAAGAGUAUGAUGCAAAGGCAGCAGUGUUGUAUAGAUCUGUUCUCUUCCAGUGUUUUGAGCUUUCACGGAAGCCAUCAUCAAAAAUAGGAGGAUCCACAUUUCUAUGCUAGAAUAAAGUCCUCCCAAACUUGCAAAGGUUAUUGGGUUCUAUAGUUCUACUCUUAGUCAGUACAUAAACAUUGUCUCCUUACGGAAAAAAAAUGAAGCGCAUUUAAGAUGCUUGAAAAUGUCUCUUCCAAAUAUAAUCUAAAGGAAAUUUGAGUUUGAUUCACUUAUUGCCACUCUGUCCAUGAAUAGUUUGUAAUUCUGUAUAGCACAAUGGAAAAAAAAUUAACUGUGGCUUUAGGUUUGGAUGUGGUCUAGAAAACUUCUGUUAUACAUGUAUUUCUAACCUAAAGUGUAAUCAAUUAACAGAACGACCUGCCUGUUAUUCUGUACUUUUCAAAUACUGUAUUUUAAAAUACUGACAAAAUAAAAUUUUAUAUGCAGUUA